AUGCUUGCCUCCCGCCUCGCGUUCUCAGCCCGCCGCGCCGCUAGCACGCGCGCCAUCUCGACGGUGACGCUCCCUGAUCUGCCCUACGACUUUGGCGCCCUGGAGCCGUCCAUCUCGGGCCAGAUCAUGGAGAUCCACCACCAGAAGCACCACCAGACGUAUGUGAACAACUACAACGCCACGCUCGAGCAGUACGCCGAGGCUGAGAGCAAGGGUGACCACGCUAAGCUGCUGACUCUGCUGCCGGCACUCAAGUUUAACGGUGGUGGCCACGUGAACCACUCCAUCUUCUGGACCAACCUGGCCCCCAAGAACCAGGGCGGCGGCGGCGAACCCGAGGGCGAGCUGCGCAAGGCCAUCGACCAGGAGUUCGGCAGCUUCGAGAACUUCAAGAAGACUAUGGCCACCAAGUCGGCAGCUGUGCAGGGCUCCGGCUGGGGCUGGCUUGGCUACUCUCCCGAGACCAAGCGCGUGGGUGUUGUGACUUCGCCCAACCAGGACCCGUGCUCCACCACGGGCUAUGUGCCGCUGCUGGGCAUUGACGUGUGGGAGCACGCCUACUACUUGCAAUACAAGAACGUGCGUCCGGACUACCUCAAGGCCAUCUGGGAGGUUGUCAACUGGAAGAACGUCGAGGAGCGCUACCUCGUGGCCAAGAAGCACUGUUGGUUCGAAGGAGUGACAGACACUCUGCCUGUGGUUCCUGGACUUGUUGUCGAUGGUGUUGGGGGGAGUCCAGUUCCUCUAACCGGAGACAACGCUGAUAAACUAAUCACACAGGCAGCGAAAUCUCGGUUUGGCCACAACUUCGACACGAAGAUGGAUGAGGGUAACGGUUUGGUUACAGCUCGGUCCCGAUCCGAUGCAAAGUGUUCUGUAAAGAUGCUGAUUUUUGGAAAAGGUGGUCAUUUUCUCAAGCACCAGGACACCGAGAAGAAGACGGGGUCGUGGCGACGUUGGUGGUUCAACUGCCCAGCACUCAUAAAGGAGGUGCUUGGUAAUUUAUCGAGGAGAAUUCAUUACGCUGACGCUAAACAUGCUUUGGAGAAGGUGACGAAAGAAUAUCGACUUGUGCUCGGGUACUCGAUUUACUUACCGCCGCGCAUGCAGCAUAUGAAGAAUAAUACCGAUAAGCUUUUGAGUGAAGAAUUAGCUGAAACGAUGACGAAGGCAGUGGAGAAGGCGUUCGAGCACAUCAACACUGAAGCCGCGAUCAAAGUUCUCCACGAUAAGAAGCGACGUGAUGCUGAAUCGAUAAUUAUGAAGGACGUGAUUUAUUUCAAGAUGGUUCAGGAUGCCAUGACUCACGCCGCGAAAUACCAUGCGCAAUAA
This is a messenger RNA of Phytophthora nicotianae INRA-310, 1332 nucleotides long. RefSeq lists its product as hypothetical. Gene Ontology annotation, cellular component: mitochondrion. The transcript has 5 exons. NCBI's taxonomy places the organism in Eukaryota, Oomycota, Peronosporomycetes, Peronosporales, Peronosporaceae. Gene Ontology annotation, biological process: superoxide metabolic process. The coding region runs from base 1 to 1332 and encodes 443 amino acids. Gene Ontology annotation, molecular function: superoxide dismutase activity; metal ion binding. The record is from RefSeq and is a predicted model, not a curated record.